UUUAAAAAGAACUAACAUUGCCAGUGUCAACAUUGAAGGGAGUGGAAAGCACAAGUACACAAAGGAGGUCUUGCUACUUUAAAAAUGCAAAUGAUCAAGCCAGUUCAACUACUUUCUGAUAGUUAAGCUAGAACGGGGCACACCCAGAGUUCUGCGCCUGCAAUCAGGAAACUCAUCUAUUCCCAUGCAUGGCGUUGCCUUGGGGAAAUGCUUAAACGAGACAGCUCAAUUUCUCAACCAUUUCACCUGAAUGGAAAGACAAUACCUUGAGAGCAUUUUGUGUGAAAGCUCCUCCCUUGAAAAGAAGAUGGGCCAAAAAUUAUCGCAGGGAACAAACCAGGAGAAUAAGAACGACAUCCUGAUUAUAUGUGAUGUAUUUAGCCAAGGAGUGGUUUAUGCCUCUCAGAAGCUGAAAGAGUAUCUUGGAUUUGAGGAUCCCCAAAGCAAAUUCCACCCAUCCACAGACACCCUACGUGAGAUUUUUCUGGUCAACUUCAUCGGCUUCUGUGUUGAGAAAGGUGUAGAUGAGCGUAUCACAACCAGCAAGAUGAGCAAGCAUCAAUCCUUGCUUUUUGGAGUUGAUUGGGUCUGGACUCUAUCUGGAGCUGAUAUCAGGCUUCAGAUUGCUGUGCAGUCUCUACAGAUGGCCAAGCUUUCCAGUGGAGACCAGGCUUUUGAAGUAAUUGGCAGCAACAGAGAAGCAAUGUUAGCAGAGGACCUUUCUGGAAACAGGAGUAGAUUCGAAAAGCUGGAAGAAUUCUGCAAAAUGGUGGGAAGUGACUGCCUUGGCUUGUUCAUAAUGUUUGGGGUUCCAGGAAAGCCCAAAGACAUCAGAGGAGUCGUCCUAGAGAGCAUCAAAAAAGAGAAACGGAAAGACCUCUCGUCUGGUGAGAGUGCACUAAGGCUAUUUGUUAUUAUUACUGAUAGUUUUCUCCCUACUAGAGAGAUGCUGGAACACUGCCUCUCUAAAAAAAAAGGAGUAAGGGAGGUAGGUAAGGUUUACAUUAAUUUUCUUUAACCUCCUGAUUACAAACUCUGAAACUUCCCACCUAAGUAGUGGUAGAAUAUUGCUCACAACAGUUGACAUGCACAACUAAUUCUCCAUUUCUAUGCACAAGAUAUCAACCUUUUUGCCAGCGUAGUUGACUUUGCAGGAAUCGAAGAUUGCAGCAGCUCCCUGGUCCCAAAUUCAAUAGAAUAUGCUUUCCAGAUGGUAUGCCUCCAUAAAAGACAAGUUUUAAGAGCAUCCUGUUCUUGACUAUAUGUUAAUCAGGACUACAUAAAA
Messenger RNA from Elgaria multicarinata webbii, 1285 nucleotides. It is a transcript of the gene REP15, whose product is annotated as RAB15 effector protein. NCBI's taxonomy places the organism in Eukaryota, Metazoa, Chordata, Lepidosauria, Squamata, Anguidae. The record is from RefSeq and is a predicted model, not a curated record. The transcript has 2 exons. Gene Ontology annotation, biological process: receptor recycling. Bases 251 to 1018 code for a protein of 255 amino acids.